AUGGCAGAGCUGCGAGUGGCGGUGAUGGGUGGCAUGUUGUGGCAGCUUCGUUGCCUCUCCAUUGCGUUCUAUCGGCGUGAACUCGGAGAGAGUGGGGCAAGGAAGAUGGCAGGUGGUGAUGAAGGUUUCUCAGUGGUGUUGGAGGUUUGGGUUGUCCUCGGGAGGGAAGAAGUUAGAGGGAGUGAGAGUGGUGGUGGUGUUGUUUAUGCUCGAGUUGGUACCACCGAGAUGAAGAAGAGAAGGUUUGGCCUUUGGCUGGUCAACAAUCACAUCACCCCACGCCACCACCGUAACCAUUUCCAUAGACUAACACCACCACCACCACUGUCAUCGACCACCACCACCUCAGGAAAAAAAAAACUUAUUGAAACCUACAAAAAGACCAUCGAUGCUCAAAUCAAAAGCUGA
Lactuca virosa is the source of this 408-nucleotide messenger RNA. The record is from the annotation of a GenBank genome assembly. NCBI's taxonomy places the organism in Eukaryota, Viridiplantae, Streptophyta, Magnoliopsida, Asterales, Asteraceae.